ACCAUUUUUUCUCCAUUUGGUUGCUUGUUUUUUUCUCUUCCCCUUUAUGUUUUAAUUUCGUUGCAAAAUUUCAUUCCUUUGCUUUGCGAAUCACCAACAUCAAAAGAUGUCUUCCAAACCAGGUUUUAACAAAGAAGUCUUAAUGGACAUCCUUCUCAGGCUACCUCCUAAGCCCCUCGUUCGGUUUCUUUGCUCCUGCAAAUUCUGGAAUGAUUUGAUUAGCAGCUCACUUUUUGUUACAACACAUUUUAAUUUAAAUGCAACAAGACGUGACAACAAUUUUCUACUUUGCCUCCACCACCAAGAUUUUGAACUUAAAUUCGAUGUUGACGACCCUUUUGUGAAACAAGACCUUCAGUGGUCACUUUUUUCCAAUGAAACAUUUGAGCAGCGUUUCAAGUUAAAGCAUCCCUUAGGGAGCACAGAGCAUUAUGGGAUAUACGGUUCAAGCAACGGGGUACUUUGCAUUUCGGAUGAAAUAUUGAAACCCAAGAGCCGUAUACACAUAUGGAACCCAACCAUUGGCAAGUAUAGGACUGUUCCGUUGAGCAUCACCGACGACACGAAAUUUGGCUACAUUGCUCUCCAAUUCGGGUUCCACCCCGGGGUUAAUGACUACAAGGUUGUGAGGAUGAUGUGCAUGGACAACAAAGCAUUCGCCGUCGAGGUUUAUAGUCUUGCCACAAACUCUUGGAAGAUGAUUGAAGAUGUUCCCCCUUGGUUAAAAUGCACUUGGGAGCAUCAUCAAAGCACAUUUUUGAAUGGAGUUACAUACACCAUUAUUGAUAAAUGCCCUAUAAUCACCAUUGUGUCCUUCGAUUCAGGUAGCGAAAAAUUCGAAGAGUUCGUACUUCCUGAUGCCAUUUGGGGUAUAUGGGGGUUACAGAUUGGCAUUUACAAGGAACAAAUUUGCUUGCUCUAUGGAAAUUAUUGCUGCGAGGAGGAGGGCAUGGAUAAAAAUGAUUUUUGGGUUCUACAAAAGAAAGGGUGGAAAAAAUUGAGGCCUUUUGUUUUUUCUUCUGAUCGCUGCUAUUCAACAAUGGGGAUCAGUGUUGACGAUGAACUCUUACUCGAAAAGAAUGAUUUCACAGUGGGUGCAGCAGAUUUGUAUUUGUGUAAUUAUGAAUCCAGGCAGAUUCGUGAAACAGGGAUAUGCAGCUCGGGAGGUUGCCAAACAAGGGCUUAAGCCAGGCGAACUAGCAGUCAUUUCCAAAGAGGCGGUAUGUUUUCUAAUGCUUUUUCAUGCUCACUUUCAUGUGUUUGU
This is a messenger RNA of Prunus dulcis (almond), 1264 nucleotides long. RefSeq names its product F-box/kelch-repeat protein At3g06240-like. Gene Ontology annotation, molecular function: protein binding. The coding region runs from base 107 to 1186 and encodes 359 amino acids. Lineage: Eukaryota; Viridiplantae; Streptophyta; Magnoliopsida; Rosales; Rosaceae. The transcript is spliced from 3 exons. The record is from RefSeq and is a predicted model, not a curated record.